Dicrocoelium dendriticum is the source of this 279-nucleotide messenger RNA. The record is from the annotation of a GenBank genome assembly. NCBI's taxonomy places the organism in Eukaryota, Metazoa, Platyhelminthes, Trematoda, Plagiorchiida, Dicrocoeliidae.
AUGAGAGCCUAUUCACAGCCUAUUCACAAUUUGUCAAAACGUUUGGAGCGUUGGGCUGAGCAUUUUGAAAAGCAAUUUAAUCGGCUAGAAUUGUUCGAUUCUUCGCCGGCGAGUGAUCGCCCUGCUCCGUGGGCUGUCCCUUUGGAUCCACCCUCUCGCUCAGAAGUCGAACGUGAGAUCGGACUGUUGAAGUUGAACAAAACCGCGGGACCAGAUGAUCUUCCUCCAGCCCUCUUCAAAUUCGGAGGCUCUGCUCUUGUUGAUGCUUUACAUGAAUAA